UUACACGAAUUCCCAAAAUACUCGGAGGUGGGCGAUAGAAAAUCCGCAUGAAAUAUUUAGUACCCCACUACAUUCUCAAAAAAUCGGGGUAUGGUGUGCGAUAUCGCGAAGAAGAAUAAUUGGCCCUAUAUUUUUCGAUAGAACUGUUACAUCGGAAGUUUACAUAAGGUGUCAAGGGCUUUGCAAAUUUCUUAUCUACUUUGUAUUUAUCAUUCCAGUAUUCGUGUUAUUCAGUUACCUGAACACACCCAUCCUUUGUGAGUAAAUCGAUGUAAAAUGAAACGUAACAUUUUACAGUUUUUCGACGAAUGUAUUGCAGCAAACGUUGGGCUUAAUAAAUCAGAGGGGGUACUUAUAUUGGAAGUACGGUCCAGCUGGCCUUUAAGGGAAACACCCUAUUACUGUGUUAUUUUAGCUUAUGAUUUAGGAAAUUAUUCUUCAUUCAGGCGAUUGUUGUGACCAUAAUGUUCAUUGCGUAUAUUUGCCCAGUCGUCUUCUUGUGCGUUCUGAAUAUACACGUGAUCUGUCAGUUUCGCAUCAUGCAAUAUAAAAUGUUGCAUUUCUGGAAUUCCGAUGUUAAAGCCACAGAUACAGUCAGAUACAGUGCUCAAUGCUCUGCAGCUUUGAAGAAAUGUAUUCAACAGCAUCAAUCGCUUAUUCAAUUCUGCGAGAAGCUCGAACACGUGUUCUCGUACACAGUUUUAUUUCAUAUGGUCAUUUUCAGUCUGUUAAUGGGUUUCGAUUGCUAUGAAAUAAUUUUGUCAGACACCUGUACUUCAAGACGUUUGCUUUUCGUGUUCCACGUAUUGGGUAGCUUUAUCCACUUAAUGAUAUUCACGUACACUUGCCACGGUUUGAUGGAAGAAAGCACAAAUAUUAUUACAGCGAUAUAUUUCGGAUCGUGGAAUACUUUGCCAAUGGAUAAAAUCGGCAGAUCGCUCCGAUCGGAUGUGAAAAUGAUUAUGACCAGGUCAUUAAAACCUUGUCGUCUGACUGCUGGUGGAUUUUUUCCUGUCUCCUUAGAGACCUUUACUGGGCUUGCAAGUUCCACGUUCUCUUACUUUACUCUGUUGAGGGAAUCGUUCAUGAGAAACGAAGGUUAAUAAUGUACAAAAUGGAUCUCUUAUGUAUUUAACAUAAAAAUGUAGUGUAGAAUUUUCUACUUAAAACAUAGUUUGCAUGUCUGUGUACAG
Molecule: messenger RNA, 1193 nt
Organism: Osmia lignaria (orchard mason bee)
Lineage: Eukaryota; Metazoa; Arthropoda; Insecta; Hymenoptera; Megachilidae
Product: odorant receptor 10-like
Biological process (GO): detection of chemical stimulus involved in sensory perception of smell; sensory perception of smell
Cellular component (GO): plasma membrane
Molecular function (GO): olfactory receptor activity; odorant binding
Source: RefSeq, a predicted model, not a curated record